AUGAUUCGCCACACGGGCUGCCUUCAUUAUUGCUUGCGGCAUGUCUGUGUGCGCCGGACGGCGAUUGUGUCUGCUACCCUGGCUACCCACCAUCCCGCCCUUUCUUGCUUUUCCCCAUUCGUUAGAGAUCGCCUUCAGGCUGAUGCUGCGUAUUCAGCGAUGGCAUCCUCCUGCCGCCUUCAAAGCACACAUGCGGGGAACGCCUCUCGCACGGCUGCAACAGAGACCGGACCCGGAAUGAUACACAAUAAAGACGCCAACUCAUCAACUUUAUCGCUUGAAGAAGUGUGGGCCCUGUGGAACGAGGGGAACCUCUUUUCCCUCUCCGUCGCCCAGAUGCAGCAGUUCCUGCAAUCGGCGGGAAUUCAAACGGCCCAAGGGGCUAACAAGGCGGCCCUUGUGCGGCGUGUUGAGGAGUACCUCCACGCGAAGGAGAGCUCCACGUCGUCGGACACCCCCUCCCUCCCGCCGCAACUGCAACGGGGAGGGGGGUACGGUCCCCCUUGUGAGAACACCGCGGUGCCCCCGGAGACGCUUCUUGAUUUAGCCCAAUCGGGAUUUUAUGAGGGCACCGCCAAUAUGGCCCCCAAGGCCUUUCAGCUCCUGACGGAAGGGACCUCCACGGAUAUGGUUGUCUCCCGCGUUAACACCUCCACCUUUCCCGCAUUCCCGGCGAACACGGAGUGCUAUACAUUGACACCCACGGAUCCAAACACGGCGCUGCGUUCGCGCUUCAGUAAGGUGUUUCAGUGGUGCUUACUGAACAUGUGCAACCUCCAAAUGGAUGGUGAGCUCUCGGUGUCUUUAGGAAAGCUUUUACUGGAUUCAAGGGCAAUGCAGCGCGGUGAGGCCGUCGUCUCCACAUACACUAUGCAACAGCGAUUGCAGCUCAAUAAACUGUACACGUGGGUUACCGCCAUUCCCGAGUCGGCUAUUACUACUGUGGAGACCUUCCUCAAGGAUCAAGGUUUUUUCCCGGUCGGUGAGGAACGUCGUAAAGAGACCCCCCCUCCGCUCUCAUAUGAGGUGAUAAUUAAGCGCGCGAAGGAUAAACUGCAUGCUGACUUGGAUGCAACAGGGCGGCUGUCUGCCCUUCACAAUGAAUGGGUUGACAUUCAAACCGUGCAUCACACGCGACCGCGGGGGCCAGAUGUGCGACUCCUGCUUCGCUCCCGGCCACCCAUAAGCCGUACGGUUAUUGAAACUUACCAAUCGUUUCCCAUCAUUGAACUCUCGAAUGACGAUGUCAACGAUGUGUUGCCACCUGAGCAUGGACAGAUAAUUUACCUUUCAGAAAAUGAAACACGGCGCUUUGAACGUGUAAACGACCGUGGUAUCGUUAUAACUGUGUUAGAGAUAAAACGGCAGCCUUUGAUCGUGCUGCGUGACGACGAGGAAGAUCCUCGAAUAGAGUAUACCAUCUCUGUUGUGAUUCCUGCAAGCGCUGGUGGAAGGACCAUGGAUGUGCGUGCGGUAGGGUUGGAAAUAUUUGAACUGGCUACUUCCUUGGCAGCGGCGGUCGAAACACCUUUUGCUGAGGCGUAUGGCUGCACCGCAGCUUAA
Molecule: messenger RNA, 1563 nt
Organism: Phytomonas sp. EM1
Lineage: Eukaryota; Euglenozoa; Kinetoplastea; Trypanosomatida; Trypanosomatidae
Source: the annotation of a GenBank genome assembly